Molecule: messenger RNA, 495 nt
Organism: Bacidia gigantensis
Lineage: Eukaryota; Fungi; Ascomycota; Lecanoromycetes; Lecanorales; Ramalinaceae
Exons: 3
Coding region: 1-495 (164 amino acids)
Source: RefSeq, a predicted model, not a curated record
AUGUCAGAGCAUUUCCAGCGCCUUGCAAUAGCUGUAACGAAGCAAGUUCAGAAAGCUCAAGAGGAGGACGUGGUGCGCGAUCAUCGACGAGGCCAACCAGCUUUGGCCGACGUCAAGGAUGAGGAUUUGCGGGACCCAAGUAGUAGGAACAUUGCCUACUCAAUGAGCAAGAGAAAGAAAGGUGGCUUUCAAGACAAUUGGCUUGUUUUGCGUGAGCGAGUCUACGCAGAUGUCAAAUUUUCUGCACGAGCUUGCUGUGUCUCAAAGACAGCGACAGAAAGGCACAAUGAGCGUUCUCGGGCUAAGGCGAACACGAUCUUUGGAUGCUUUCUCCUAGACUACCUGACAGCUAUCGCUUUCCAUUGGACUCGAACCCCUCUAACUGGCAACUUCUCGAGGAAACGGAUUGGCAAGGUACCUUAUGGAAGACAACGCGACAACGCCGCUUUUGAGCCUAACCGAACUGUCAACAAUGAUAAAAAGCGCAACGAAUGA